CCAUCUUUCUGCAUUGACUUUUCACGAUGCCGCCUAAGAAGGACGCGAAGUCUUCGGCCAAGCAGCCGCAAAAGACACAAAAGAAGAAGGAGGGAUCCGGCGGCGGCAAGGCCAAGAAGAAGAAGUGGUCCAAGGGAAAAGUCAGGGACAAGCUGAACAACCAGGUGCUGUUCGACAAGGCCACCUACGAGAAGCUGUACAAGGAAGUGCCCGCCUACAAGCUGAUCACCCCAUCGGUGGUCUCCGAGCGUCUGAAGAUCCGCGGCUCCCUGGCCAAGCGUGCUCUCAUCGAGCUGCGCGAGAAGGGUCUGAUCAAGCAGGUCGUGCAGCAUCAUUCCCAGGUCAUCUACACACGUGCCACCAAGGGUGAUGAGGCGUAAAUGAAUGUUUUACCUUUUGCCCAUCUCGCAUCGCCGUAGUCGCACUCGCCUUACAAUAGAACUCUGUAUCGAUAGCACUACGAUGCCGCUGUGUGUGUAACGUUGAAUAAACUUGCUUUCUUAUUGAUAGGGAUGUAUCACUGAGCGCUGGUUUCAAGAUGUCGAGCCGGAGUUAUACGGCUGGGAAUGUAAAAUAUCAUAUAGCCCAAAAACUAUUGUUCUUACAAAUCGAACAGCUGACGUGCAAUAUAUUUGCAAAUCAGGAUAUCAAGAAUUCUUAUAAUAGCAAUUAUUAUUCAUUGCAAUGUGCGUUUAAUCAAAAAUACUUCUAAGAAAGUGAACAUUUCAUUAAUGUCUUUCAAGUUUGUUAUCAAUGAGGAACUAUUUUUAAAACAGCCGCUGAAAUGUAUUUUUUAGUUGAAUUUAGCACUUUGAAUGGUUAUCAUUUGAAUACAAACAGUAAAAUCAUG
Drosophila melanogaster (fruit fly) is the source of this 850-nucleotide messenger RNA. RefSeq names its product ribosomal protein S25 (gene RpS25). The coding region runs from base 27 to 380 and encodes 117 amino acids. The record is from RefSeq and is marked reviewed. The transcript is spliced from 4 exons. Lineage: Eukaryota; Metazoa; Arthropoda; Insecta; Diptera; Drosophilidae.